Molecule: messenger RNA, 3441 nt
Organism: Cladocopium goreaui
Lineage: Eukaryota; Dinophyceae; Suessiales; Symbiodiniaceae
Source: the annotation of a GenBank genome assembly
AUGGAUAAGAAGGUACGCUGGGGAAUUUUGAGUACGGCCAUCAUCGCUCGCGAAGCGGUCAUUCCGGCGAUGCAAAAGCCGCCUUACGCCAAGCAUGCCGUGGUCGAGGCUAUCGCAUCCCGCAGCCUCGAUAAGGCUCAGGCCACGGCCCAGCAGUUCGGCAUCCCCCGUGCGUAUGGUUCGUAUGAAGAGCUGCUGGCCGAUCCAGAAAUCGAUGCGGUUUACAUUCCCCUGCCCAACCACAUGCACGUGCCCUACUCCAUCAAGGCCCUCGAGGCCGGCAAACACGUGCUCUGCGAGAAGCCCAUCUCGCUGACCGUCGCCGAGGGUGAAGAGCUAGUCGCCGCCGGGAAACGCUUUUCGCACUUGAAGCUCAUGGAAGCCUUCAUGUACCGCCACCACCCGCAAUGGCAAUGGGCCAAAGCCGCCAUCGACGAAGGCAAGAUCGGCGAACUGCGCACGAUCCAGACCUUCUUCUCCUAUUACGACGACAACCCGGCCAGCAUUCAUAAUCACCCCGAAUGGGGCGGUGGGGGGCUCAUGGAUAUCGGCUGCUACCCCAUCUCCCUCUCGCGCUUCCUGUUCGACGACGAGCCACAACGCGUGGUCGGCAUUCUGGAAUGCUCCCCGCAGUUCAACGUCGACCAUCUCACCUCAGGCAUGAUGGAGUUCGCCGCCGGCACCGCCACAUUCACCUGCUCCAUUUUGCUAACCGAGUACCAGCGGAUGAUCGCCUUCGGCACCAAGGGCCGCGUUGAAAUCGAAAUCCCCUUCAAUGCCCCGGCCGAUCGACCUUGUCGUGGCUGGCUCGAAACCGAGGGCAACCUCGAACAGAUCGAGUUCCCCAUCUGCGAUCAAUACGGCAUCCAAGCCGAUCUCUUCUCGCAGGCCAUCCUUAACAACACCCCGGUGCCGACCCCCAUCGAAGACGCCGUGGCCAACAUGCGAACGCUCGAAGCCAUCGUUCGCAGCGGCAAGAACAAAAGCUGGGAAACGCUGGCCGCGGGAGUGAACUUCGAACUCAAUCGUGGCGAAGUGCACGCCCUGGUCGGCGAGAACGGUGCGGGCAAGAGCACGCUGAUCAACAUCCUCUCCGGCGUGCUCCGUCCCGACCACGGGCGCGUCGUGCUUAAAGGUCAGGACGUUGAACUCCUCGACCCUGUGACAGCCCGCGCUCAAGGCAUCAUCACGGUUCAUCAAGAGGCGGAUCUCUUCGCCUCGCUUUCAGUGGCCGAGAACAUGGCCCUCACGCAAGGUUUGCCGGCCCGCCCUGGCGGUUUCGUUCGCUGGUCGCAAGUCUACGCCGAAGCCCAAGCGGCCGUGGCCAGCCUUGGCGAGACAAUCGACAUCCGCCGUCCCGCGGCUCACCUCAGCGUGGCCCAUCGACAAAUGACCCAAAUCGCCGCCGCCGUGCAGCAGCGCGCGAGGGUCGUCGUGCUCGAUGAACCCACCAGUGCCCUCACCUCGGUGGAAACCGAGUGGUUGUUUGAGCAAAUCGCCCAGCUCAAAGCCGCCGGCGUCGGCAUCAUCUACAUCUCCCACCGGCAGGAAGAGAUCUUCCAACUCUCCGACCGCAUCACUGUCCUUCGCGACGGGCAACGGGUAUUCAGCGGGCCCACCGCCUCCAUCGAUCGCGAUGGCCUGAUCGAAGCGAUGGUUGGCCGUAAGCCGUCGGCGACCGCCACAACCCGCGAAAAAAGAUUGCCUUCAAAGCCAGAUACAACACCUCGGUUGAAGCUAUCGCAACUCACCGACGAAGGAGGUCGCUUCACCGACAUCGACCUCAGCGUUCAGCCCGGCGAGAUCGUGGGUCUUUACGGCCUGGUGGGGGCGGGCCGCAGCGAACUGGCCAAAGUCGUGUUCGGUCUUGAGCCCGCUUCAACCGGCACCAUAGAAGUCGAUGGCCAACACAUUCCCAUUCGCACGGUGAACGAUUCAGUUGCGCAAUCAAUCGCCUAUGUCCCCGAAGAUCGCCUGCGAGAAGGCGUUUGCCGCGGACUCAGCGUUCGCGAGAACAUGGUCCUCAGCAGCUUGCAACAGUGGACUACUGGGCCACUCGCGUCGCAAGCGCAGGAAAAGGGCGCCGCGGAAAGCCAGGUCACCGCACUGGGCAUCAAACUCCGUAGCGUCGAGCAGCCCAUCGCCCAACUCUCCGGAGGUAAUCAACAGAAGGUGGUUCUGGCACGUUGGUUGUUGACCGAACCCCGCGUGUUAAUUCUCGACGAGCCCACUCGUGGCGUCGACGUGGGGGCGAAGGCCGAAAUCCAUCAACUCGUCCGCCGGCUGGCCGACGCCGGCUGCGGCGUGCUGAUGAUCAGUUCCGAUCUUCCGGAAGUACUUGAACACAGCGACCGCAUUGUCGUCCUCCGCAAUGGCCGCGUGUCCGCUCAGUUCAAUCCUCGUCAAACAACUGCCAACGAAAUCGCCGCCGCGGCCCUUCCUGAAGAAGCCCCCGAUCGCGAUCAGGCUUCCUCCAGGCGGGGCAUUACCUCACGCUGGCGGCGACUGCUGGGCAGCGAAGUCGGUCUCGUUGCGGCGAUCGCCGCGUUGUCGCUCUGUUUGACCCUCUCGACCGAUCAGUUUCUCACCGCCAGCAACUUCGUCGGCAUCCUGACCAGCGCCGCCGUGUGGAUUGUGCUGGCCAUGGCUGUUGCGGUGGUGAUCAUCGCGGGGGGAAUCGACAUUUCGAUUGGUGCCCUGCUGGCCCUUUCGGCGGCCGCGGCCGGAGUUGUCUUGCAGCAAGAGAUCGACCCCCGCCUGGCGAUUCCCCUGGCCGCCUUGGCUGCCAUGGCCGUGGGCACCAUCGGCGGGUCGAUCAACGCCGGCGUUGCACUCCUGGGGCGAAUCCACCCCAUCGUUGUCACACUCGGCACCAUGACCAUCUACCGCGGGCUACUGAUCACCCUCACCGGUGGUCGCGCGAUCGGCGACCUACCACCUCAGUUCGUUCGGCUGUUCUCCAUGUCGAUCUUUGGUGUCCCGCUGGGGGCCGUGAUGGCGAUAUUGGUAGCCGUCGCCAUGCACGUCUUUCUAACUUGGACCCGCAGUGGAAGGCAACUCUACGCCUACGGCGCGAGCCCCAGUGCCGCCAAGCUCAUCGGCAUCUCCCAACGUGCCGCCUGGAUGACCGCCUUUGGUGUCGGCGGGUUGCUCACCGGAAUCGCGGGCCUCUUCGAGCUGGCCAAGAUCGGCUCCAUGCAAUCCACCCUCGGCACUGGUUAUGAACUCAGGGCCAUCGCCGCCGCCGUCAUCGGAGGCACCGCCAUCACCGGCGGGCGCGGCAGCGUGUUUGGCGUGGUGCUGGGAGCCCUGCUGCUCAGCUUGCUUUACAACGCGCUGGUGCUGUGGAAUGUCUCCGGCUUUCACUACCAACUUGUAGUCGGCGUGUUGAUUCUCGUGGCAGUCCUCUUAGACCUCUGGUGGCGGAGGUCUGAAGCAUGA